AUGAAGUCCUCAAGAUUUCUAAGAGGGUGCCUUAACAAGUGCAAGAAAAUGGGGAGUGAAGUCAUAACUUGUGCUGCUUGUAAGUAUUGUUGUGAAUGGGCUUUGUGGUCUUCUUUGCAUAAAAGUUGUUCCAUUCCAAGCGAUGUUCCAAAGGGUCACUUGGUUGUCUAUGUAGGUGAAAACCGCAAGAGAUUUGUGAUAAAGAUUACAUUGCUCCAUCAUCCACUAUUCAGGGCCUUGCUGGAUCAAGCUCAGGAAGAAUAUGAUUUCAUUGCAGAUUCAAAACUCUGUAUUCCUUGUGAUGAGCAUAUCUUCCUCAGUAUCCUUCGCUGUGCAAGCUCUUCAAAGAACCAACGAUUGUGUCAGUGA
Gastrolobium bilobum is the source of this 369-nucleotide messenger RNA. RefSeq names its product indole-3-acetic acid-induced protein ARG7-like. Bases 1 to 369 code for a protein of 122 amino acids. Gene Ontology annotation, biological process: response to auxin. NCBI's taxonomy places the organism in Eukaryota, Viridiplantae, Streptophyta, Magnoliopsida, Fabales, Fabaceae. The transcript has a single exon. The record is from RefSeq and is a predicted model, not a curated record.